GAAUUACUCCGAAAUUAAUGGCGACGUCUAGCGUUGUCGUGUUCACUGUGAGAAAAUAAUGUUUCCCGAAGCCAAAUUUCGAUUGUGUACAAAAAGGUGUUAACGAGACUAAAAACAAACGUGAUAGAAUUCCGUGUAAAAGUAAAAUAGUAGUCGCGAUAAUGGACCAGGCACCUGCAGAUACAGAGUUACGGAACAUCAUAGACAAGCUGGCACAGUUUGUGGCUCGCAACGGACCAGAGUUCGAGCAGAUGACGAAAAACAAGCAGAAGGACAACCCAAAGUUUGGUUUCCUGUUCGGCGGAGAGCACUUCAACUACUAUCAGUACAAAGUGACUACAGAGCAAGCCAUUUUAAAGCAAAAAGGAAUAAAUCCAAUGCAAAAUGCAGACCCACGUUUAAACGUUUCGCAGCAGCAGCAAACAGCCGCUACCGUCGCUCAGCCACUGAAUAACGUCAAUCUUGCACCUGGCCUAAAUACUCAGAACAAUGGAUUAAAUCCAGUAGUGGGGAUUGGACCAGUAGGAAAUCAAGGUGGUCCCGUUAUACCUGGAGUACCUGGACAAAUUGGAGGGCCAGGAAAUGCAGGACCACCGAUUGGACCAGUUCCUGGUGCUAUGGGAGGUGUGAAUCCACCCAUUGCUGGAGUUACACAACCGGUUAACAUUGGCGGGCCUCCUGGAUGGCUUCAAAAUGAAUUAGCAAACCUUCAAUCGCAGCAGACUACGCUACAAGAGCAAAUCAGACAAUCGGAACAAAAUCUGGCUGCGCAACAUGCUGCACUGAUGGCACAACAACAAGGAAGGGUAGAAGAUGCUGUUAGGCAAGCUCAAGAAACGGCUUUGCAAAACAAUGCACAAAGUACAAAUACAGAUCUUGCUGCGUUCGAUACAGUGUUACAACCUAUUAUCGAUAGUUGCACUAAAGACAGCAUUAGUGCAGGGAAAGCCUGGAUACUUCAGAACUCAGUUACUCCGCAAAGUAAUCAAGUUGUCGCAGAUCAUUUAUUAAAAAAAGUAAUUCAAGCAUCAAAUUUUAGUCAUAAACUUCAUAUUAUCUAUUUGGUCAAUGAUGUCUUACAUCAUUGUGCAAGAAAAAAGUCUAUGGAUCUUCGCAAGGCAAUGGAAAGUGUUGUUGUUCCCAUGUUCUGUAACACUUCACUAGCUGCAUCAGAUGAACAACUUAAUAAAUUAAAUAAACUAUUAAGUUUGUGGGAAUCAAAAAAUAAUUACUUUGAUGAAGGAAUUAUAGAUAAGUUGAAACAACCAAGUGCGUCUUGGUCCGAAUAUCAGGCUAAUCUGGUUGCUCAACAUGCCAGUGCAAUUACACCGAUCACAACAUCGACGAAACAAACCUUCGAUAAUUAUCAAACUCAACAUCAAGCAUUUGUUACUCAUGCUUUACGACAAAUUCAGAAUAUUGAGCAACAAAAAAUAGCGAUUGACCAACAAUUGAAAGCCCCACCGCCACCGCCGCCGCAAUUGAAUCAGCAGAAUAUGUCCAUACCACCUACUCAUUCCGGCCCUCCUGCUCCAAUCGGUACAGAUGUAAAUUUCAGUCAGCCACCACCUGGAUGGGGUGUACCUCCUGGAAGCGAACCUCCACCAUUUACGAAUGUUCCAUUACCAGAUUUUUCAAAACCUCCGCCAGGAUUUGGUCCACCGCCUGUUAUACACGAACCUUCCGUUGAAGAUUUAAUGCCUAGUAUGCCUUACUAUGAACUUCCUGCUGGUUUGAUGGUACCUCUAAUCAAAUUAGAAGACGCCGAAUAUAAACCUCUGGAUCCAGAUGCUAUUAGACUUCCACCGCCUGCUCCACCAAGUGAUCGACUAGUUGCAGCUGUAGAAGCAUUCUAUGCACCACCAAAUCAUGACUCUCCGCGAGACAGCGACGGAUGGGAAAAAUUAGGUUUAUACGAGUAUUAUAAAGCGAAGAAUUCUGCGCGUAAGCGUAAGGAAGAGGACAUAAUAGCUGGUAUAAGGCAAAAAUCGAGAUCACCGUCGCCAAUUUUGAGGCCGAGAUCCAAAAGUCCUAGUCCACCAAAGAAACGAUAUCGAAGUAAAUCGCGAAGUAGGUCACGAUCGAGGUCGAGGGGUAGAAGCAGAUCCAGAUCUCCGGCAACUAAUCACAGACGCAAUAGCCGCAAUAGCAAUCACAAUAACAGAAGUAGGAGGAGAAGGAAUAGCAACAAAGAUCGAAGUCCUGACAGACGAAUGGACAGGCAAGAUCGAAGUCCAACUCCGCCCAGCUUCCUCGGUUCGACUUACAGUAAAGCUCCUCAGGAAAUUAGUCUCGACGAAAGUAAUAAAGGUCAUCAGUUGCUCAAGAAAAUGGGUUGGAGCGGUGCAGGACUUGGUGCCAAUGAACAGGGUAUCGAGGCUCCCAUAUCGGGAGGUGAAAUUAGAGAUAAAAACGAUCAAUACAAAGGCGUUGGUAUAAAUUUAAAUGAUCCAUACGAGAACUUUAGAAAGAGUAAAGGUCAGGCAUUUAUUACCAGAAUGAAAGCGAGAGCGGAAGAGCGUGCCGAAGAAAGGGGUGAACGGGACUGAAUAUAACCAAGUAAAAUAAUUGAAUCGUCUGUAAUCCUUUUCACGGCAGGUAUAAUUAUCGCGUACAGUGUGAAUUCGCGGUGUCCCAUGGUCGACACAAUCUGAACAAUCCGCGAGGAUUGAUUCCGAAGAUCUAUAGUAUUUUUCUGAUUAUCGGUCGUUGAAUAAAUUUUACAUGUAUUUCUCAUUUGACUGUACGGUUGUUACAUAGCCACUGUUUAUCAUUUAAAUUGCCAAGUUACAGAUACGUAUGUUAUGUAAUUUUACAUUCGCGUUAGGAAUAACGAUCGAUUAUUUUAUAUUUUAAUACUUCAGAUAAGAACGACUAUAUCUUCUUAAUGCUGUGUCGAUCAUUCAUGGAGACAAAUAUCAUUUAUUUGUAUGUUCCCACACGAGGAAAAUACGACGAGUGAAUGGUGAAAAAGAGAACAAUGUUUAUAAUUAACGAUUACUUGUCAAUUUAUAAAAAAGACAAGAAUCAUAAGUUUAUGGUACCGUGUGCACCAGGAGCGGCUGUUAUUUCCUAAAUUGAAUUUUCGUGGUGCAUGAUACGAAAAAAAAGAACAGUUUUAUACAUCUAUUGUACAUUAUGUACAAAACCCAUCGAUCUUUGGAAAGGUUACCGCUAAUAAUAAUAUUAAUAAUAAUGAUAAUAAUAAUAGAUAAAUUAUCUAUUAAUAAUUCGAUCAACUUGAACGAAAAAUGUAACUUUUAAAUAUACCAAAACGACGGUUUAAUCGUAUUAAAGAAGUCGUCUUACACGGAAUCGAAGUCGACCAAUCGCGCAGUUAUCGUUCAUCGUGAACUUAACAUACGCUUAUGUUUUAAUUGUAUCCCACACGACACAAUACUGGAGUUCGUUCUUCUCCCAUGUGAACUUAUAAACUGAUUCACUAAACGUUACAUAAACGAUUGUAUCCUGUUCGUGUACGGGAAUAAGAGAAUAUUUUGCGCGCAGGCAUCAUUUGCAAGCAAGAAAUACGAAAUUAAAAAAAAAAGUACUUGUAUUUAGGAAAUUAAUAAAUGAUUAUAUUGGAUACAUAACGAUAACUCGACAGACAGACAGUGUAUGUUUAAUAUGAAAAACGAGAAAGGGAAGUAAUAAUGAAGAUAGGGCACGGUUAAUUAGAAUUACCAUGGACUUGCAUGCGUGCUCGACGUACACUCGAACUUCACAGAACUGCUGGAGAGAAUUUCUCAGAAAAUUAAUUUAAUUGGUAUUAGAGAUACCCCAGAAUACCAGCGUUCCUCAGAUUAUUUUUAUGCCGUUGUUUAUCGUCGGUUGUCACGUGUAUGCGCGUUGAAAAAAAGAACGAAAAUAUCUCCGGUUAAGAACAAUUUAAUGUUCGACAACACUGUUAAUCGUGAGUUGCCUUCUUGAACUCCCCCGCCGACAGUCGAUAUCGAAACCAAAUAAAUCCAACGGCGAACCGGUUUCGCGAAGAUAACAGCCUCAGUGCUCGCUUGGUGGCGUAAACAAAGUCGAACUGGUGUAUGCGUUCUUAACAGCCGUCGUACAAGGUCGUUUAAGCUUUUGAGAUAUUCUUUUUAUAUCACGUGAUAUUUUUCAUCCAAUCGUUCGUACGAGAUCUAUGCAAAAUAAAUCUAGUAAAAUGUUCACGUGAGAUUUCAAGGUUCGAGCACGAAACGUUGAUAUUUAUUAGAUAGGAGACAAAUGCUUUAACACGUUCACUGCCAAAUCAAUGCAAUAUUCUGCAAAAGUAAAAUCUUGAUUUUAAACCAUCGUAAGCUAC
Molecule: messenger RNA, 4303 nt
Organism: Colletes gigas
Lineage: Eukaryota; Metazoa; Arthropoda; Insecta; Hymenoptera; Colletidae
Gene: scaf6
Product: calcium homeostasis endoplasmic reticulum protein
Exons: 8
Coding region: 162-2549 (795 amino acids)
Biological process (GO): intracellular calcium ion homeostasis; RNA processing
Cellular component (GO): perinuclear region of cytoplasm
Molecular function (GO): RNA binding
Source: RefSeq, a predicted model, not a curated record